AUGCCGGACGCUGAGGGCCUUGCCUCGGUUGAAGCCGAGGACGAGGCAGAGGCCGGAGACGAGGAGGAAGGCGAGGCCGAGGACAUCCGGGAGAGCUUGAUUGUGAGGGGAGAGAACAUUGAUUUUGAGUAUCCUUUGGGAGUGCUUGCAGUUGGAGAGGGCGCCGACCGAAAGUUUGUGGCGACUUGCGCCAUUGGCGAGAGUUCCGAAGGGUCCAUCAUUGUUGCCUUUCCUGGGAAGUGCUGGAAUAGAGCCGCUGCUAAGCGGGUCAUAGGCCUCGACCUCGUCCGCAAGGUUUCAGCCGUGCGAGCCAGCUGUGCGAGCCUGGCCGACCGUAGGCAAGCUCUCGACUCUGAGCUCCGGGUGUGCAUCGGCAUCCUCACUGUCGAGGGCGAGGCUGCUUUCGACUUCGUCCGGGAUUUCGAGACUGACAUCGACGUCGCCUACAGCUUCGGCACCGCCGAGCAGCCUGAACUGCUUCCUCACGCCGGGGCCCUUGCUGAUCUGGCCCAGAGCACUUUUGAGUUCCUCACUGCCCAGAGUGCCGGCGGUGACGCCCCUACGGGCUCCGGAGCACAAAGGAGCCGUGACGUGGAGAGCCGGCUGGAGCGGCUCGAAGGAUGCUUCCUCUCGAUCCAGGCGGACCUCAAAAAGUUAGUGUCGACCCAGGCUGCGGAUGCUUCGGGCCCACCGGCUCCUGCCCCAGCUCGCCCGAAGUCAAAGCCUCAGAAGCCAGCGAAUGCAAACCUCGAGGGCAUGGACCCAGGGGUAGUGAAAGCUGCUUUGGAUUCCGGGAUAGAUAUCAAGCAUAUAGAGGAGAUGGGAAAGUUUCUUCGGGGGCAGGCGGCACCCAUGACCGACGAGCCGAAGGCGACUGCAAGGGCCAAGUUUGCGAGGCAGACCAGACUCGUCGACGACGAGUUGGACGACGAGGACCCCGAGGACGAGCCCGACGCUCCGGAAGUUCAGGACGGCGACCCUAUAAAGACUGCGGUCAGCAAGCUCACCGCCAUCGCCGCCCAGCUCGCGGAGGGGAAGAAGAAGGAGACUUCUCUCGAGGCCAUUCUCGACGGUUCUGGGUCGGGCGAGGCCACCACUUCCGGAACCACCAGAAUCGGCGACGCCCUCCGCGAGGAGCGCUACGAGGAGGCUUACCUGAGGUCCCUCCUCGGUUUGGCUGCCGGAGAUCAGCUGUCCAUAGACAAAGGCAGCUGGAAUGUGGCGGGGGAAGUUCUUCUCGAAGAUCCCCCGCCGUUCACCUCGUUCACUUCGCACACUCUCCCGAGCGGCGCCGAGGUUCCGUUCACCAAGCUCGUCGACGCACGAUGGAUGGAGAUCUUCAUGGCGAGGCUUCGGGAGGUCGACCUCUACCUGGAAACCCGUCGCAAGCUUGGAGGGGGCGGCUCGCGCCGAGGCGAAGAUGGUGGUGCUCCGCCGCAGCGCACCGAUGCCGAGGAGACACCUACGGGGCCGAAGAAGCCCCCGAAAGGCAGAGGCCGAGGGUCGAAGGGAGCCUCGGCUUCCGAGGAGAAGUGA
Messenger RNA from Symbiodinium necroappetens, 1536 nucleotides. The record is from the annotation of a GenBank genome assembly. Lineage: Eukaryota; Dinophyceae; Suessiales; Symbiodiniaceae.